Molecule: messenger RNA, 3519 nt
Organism: Stereum hirsutum FP-91666 SS1
Lineage: Eukaryota; Fungi; Basidiomycota; Agaricomycetes; Russulales; Stereaceae
Product: major facilitator MFS-1
Exons: 13
Coding region: 263-3064 (933 amino acids)
Biological process (GO): transmembrane transport
Cellular component (GO): brush border membrane
Molecular function (GO): transmembrane transporter activity
Source: RefSeq, a predicted model, not a curated record
CUUGGUUUGCGCAUCGACCCAGUUCAAUUACACUCUAUCUUGCUUUCGAAUAGAAAUCUGACCGGAACACGGAGGCGCAGAGGUGAUUGUGCCGCUGGUUGUAGAUCGACUGGCACAUUUCACAACUAGACCAGAUCGGGCCAUCCCUCGAACAGUAUAACUAUCGCCACUCCCGGACGCGAUGUCUUUUUUUCGAACGCCCCAACGCUUGUCCCAGUCCUCACAGGACCAUCGCAAUUCAGGCUUUCGCCGCUCGUCCAGAAUGGCAGACAGUCCUGCUCAGCGCAUCUUUGGCACUCCUGCUGACUCUGCUGUCGCCGAUGAUGAGCUCGCAAGCACAGCCAACUCCCCUUCCGCGCUGCCAAACCGUCGACCUAGUCGUAUCUCAUUCACUAAGAGGUCCAGUUUCUCGAGGUGGAGGAGUCAAGCUGACGAGGAGAUGGGGGAUGGUGGUGGAGGGACGCCUGUGCCACCACCCAUCCCAAGUGCGUUGCAGCAGUCGAACGAGAGCACGUCGACGCCACUUCCUAUGUUAUCUAUGAUUGUCUUGUCUAUCGCGCUACUGGGCGAGUUCUUGACCGCCAACGUAUCUAUGCCCUUCCUCUUGUUCAUGGUCGAUGGCUUUGGAGUCCUGAACGAGGAAGCAGACGUCGGUUUCUGGACUGGAAUACUCGUCGCUGCUUUCUUCCUCACUCAGUUCAUGACGUCACUUCUCUGGGCCACCGUGGCGGACAAAUACGGCCGGCGCCUUGUCCUCUUCGUCUCACUACUUGGAACCUCUUUCACCUGCUGCGCCUUCGGUACUUCCGUCACGCUCCGGGAGGCCAUCGCCAUUCGUCUCCUGCAAGGCAUCUUUGGCGGUGCUGUGGGCGUCGCUCGAGGCUGUGUCACCGUCGUCACAGAUCCCUCCAAUGAAGGGAGGGCAUACGCUAUUCUUGGUUUUUGCUGGGGUUUCGGAGGUGUGGCGGGUGCAAUCAUUGGUGGAACUUUCGAAAGCCCUGCAACUAAAUGGCCGGGUAUCUUUGGCUCUGUACCAUUAUUUGUAAAAUACCCAUACGUCUUGCCAACCAUAAUGGCAGCCUCUGUCACCUUCAUCGGCUCUAUACUCUCGCUCUUCCUCGGUCCAGAUGGUGGUCCACGCACCGGUGCCAUCCAACUCUCCGCCGAAAAAGAUCUCUCAGGCAACGACCCAAACCACCCCACAAUCCCCGAAGAAGACUCGGCGCCCGCCUCUCCUCUCCUCUCCCCCACCCUCUCUCCCUCCGACACAGGUAUCUACGGCUCUAUCCGCCGCAAAGUAAAACAUAAAGUAUCAGACUACUUCGCCAACCGCGUCAAAGACGCGCACGCUAGCGAUUCGCCUGGUGAAGCUGCGGUGCCCAUGUCCAUCCCUGGUUCUGGUUCUAAUGCGGCAGCAGGUCAGAGCUCGAGAGCGGCGAGUCGGACGAGCAGGUUUAAUGGAUCUGCGUAUGGUUAUGGGGGUGCGUCCAUGCCUAGAGCGAGUAUGGCAUUCCGUCAACGUCUCGAGUCGCGGGCUUCAGCUUCGGCACAGCGGGGGUCGACUUCCUCGGGCACGAUGCGUGGCCGCAGGGCGAGCGUUAUCCCCGGUUCUCUCGGUGCUGGCGGUGCUGGUGGCGGGCAUGAGGGCGGGGUGCCGAGUUCGUAUGGACAGGGUGACCUGAAUUUCGCGCAGAGGUUGUUGAUGGCGAACGAGAAUGCGGUGACGAAUAUCGCGGAUCUGUGGGUUGCGAGUGCGAUGAAUGUGGAUAAUGAGGAUGUGUUCGAGAGUGAUUCGGAGAUGGGAGGAGACGAGGAUGCCGAGGAUGAUAACGACAACGACGAUGACGCGGUGGGCCUCCGUGACGAAGACGAAGAGGACGACGACGAGCUCGAUGGCUCGCCCGUUCGGUCUCGUGGAGAGGGAAUGCCGUCGGUUUCACCUAGCGCAAGGCGGGGCAGACGAACAUCUCAGGGCUCCAACUCAGUCAGUCAGAAUCAAGUUUCCCUCGGCCACGGAACCCCUCGUCGUAUGUUCGGCGCUGCUCCCGCCGCGCCCACCAGUCGAUAUCGCCCUUCCUUCGGUGUCUCGUCCGCAGGGCCACAUUCACCUAUGGGCAGGAUGCCCUCGCUCAACCUCAACGCCAAUGCCGUAUCUCCAUCUGAAGGUGCUACGCCCCCUGCGGUUGGCGGCGGGAACGUGGGCACGUUUAGGAGGAUGAGCGCCGUACCGUCGAUCUUUGCGCAUCCGGGUGUGCAGACUCCGCCUGCUGUCCUCGAGGCGCAGAAAUUGCUUGAGCUGGGCGACGAGGGGACGCCUGGCGAGGUGUUCUCUCCGUACUCGCCGUUGAGUGGAGACGCGCGGGGGGGUGGAGAAGCGCAGGGACUGGGGGUGGGUGGAGAGGCGGAGGUGGGGCAGGAGGAGCAGGGACAGGGACAGGGGCUGAUGAAGCAGUUGCCGGUGAUGAUUAUUGUGCAGUAUGGGCUGUUGGCGCUGCAUUCGACGACGCAUGAUAUGAUAUUUUUGAGUUAUUUGAAUUCGCCGUACGAGAGUGGGGGGUUGAAUCUGAAUGCGGGACAUUUCGCGCAGUUGACGGCGUUGAUGUGUCUCGCGCAGAUCGCGUAUCAGUUCUAUCUCUAUCCUAACAUCGGUCCUCCCCGUGGCCGAUUCUCCCACCUCGCGAUGUUCAGACUGGGUUCGCUCCUCUUUAUUCCUGGAUAUAUCACAGUGACGUGGUAUCGCGUGUUUGCGAGUGCGAGCGAGGACGGGAAUUUCUUGUUGAUGGCUUGUUUGGCGGUUUCUACGGCCGUGAGGUUCUGCGGGAACACUUUCGCGUAUACGGCGAUUUCGAUCUUGUUGAAUUACAUGUCCCCGCCACACGUCGUGGGUCUCGCUAACGGAAUCGCUCAGAGUAUCGUCAGUUUGGCGAGGUGCUUCGGGCCUAUUCUCGGUGGUUUGCUCUGGUCCGUCUCGGUCGAGGGGAACCCGUCAGGAUAUCCCAUCGGUUUCUGGGUUUGCGCUGCCGUGUGUGCACUGUCGGUGUUGCAUAGCAUGCUCAUUCGCUGAGCGAUUGGAUACAGUGUUGCUUUGUUACGACUCUUACCCGCUUAUGCCAUGACUCGCAUCUUUCUUGCUCUUCGCUUUCCUUACUUUUCGUCUUCUACCACUUGUAGUUUCCCGUCUGUCUUUUUCUCUUUAUACCUCUUUUAUCCGCUUCGCUUCGCUUUCGUUGAUCGUCGGUCGCAUACAUAUACUCAUGGGACAUUGAUAUGAUAUGAUAUCCGUUUGUUAACUUGAAUUUCUCUCACUCUCACGUAGACUAGACUCGUCGGUCGUAUCAUAAUGUUCUCCCGUCUCACUUCUUUCUUUCAUGCGUUGUCGUUUACCGUUUACUUGACCAUCUCGAUCUCCAAGGCGUCACGCUUUCUGUCUAUUAAUCAUAACGCAACGCAAGAAUCCCACUAAAUCGCUCACUCCGUCCGUAACUGACCCACAUCCCUCAAUAUGCAUCGAUUUUCUUC